UGAUAUAGAUUGAUAGAUUUUCUAUUUAUUUGUCUUUUUGAAUGAUUCUUAUUCGGUGAAAAAACAAGAAGAAAACAAGAAAACAUGAUUCGAUUAUUACGAUUCAAAACAUCAACAACAAAAUGGAUUCUACGUUCCAUACAUCGAUUUUCAAUGUUAAUUGUUGGCCUGAUUUUUGGUGUUCAAGCAUCCGAAUUUUUAGUGAUUCGCCAAGAUCAAAAAGCUCGUGAUUUACAUCGUUUAGAUUCAUUAAAUCUUUUAUCAUAUGUAACAAUAAUGAUUAUUAUUGUCUGUACAAUAUGGUUAUUUAAACAUAGACGUGUACGAUUUUUACAUGAUUUUUUUCAUGAAACUGGUUUAGCCAUUUCAUAUGGUUUAAUUGUUGGUGCUUUAAUCCGGUAUAGUGGUUCGGAUACAAAAGUUUCACAAUUAAGAGUUAGUCCAAAAGAUGAAGAUGAUAGUUCAAUGAAUAUUACAUCGGAUGUACCACCAGAUAUGUUAUGGAUUACAUUCGAUGUACCAAGAGUUGUUUGGAGUUUACCAAAUAAUUAUAAAAUAACAUUUGCAAAUGAAACAAGUUUAACUGAACAAAAAUCCUAUGCAUAUAUAUUUAAAGGUGAAUUAUUUAAUCCAAAAACUGAUUCAACAAUACCACAAAAUCAACAUUUCUCUGAAAAAGCAACAUUUGAUCCGGAAAUAUUUUUCAAUCUAAUUCUGCCGGUUAUUGUUUUUAAUGCUGGUUAUUCAUUGAAAAAGAAAUCAUUUUUUCGUAAUUUAGGACCGAUUAUUGUUUAUGCAUUUAUUGGUACGACAAUUUCUUGUUUUGUUGUCGGUAUUGUACUUUAUUUGGUUAAAUAUUUAAUGCCAAUUACAAUGAGAGAAUUUACAUUUUCGGAUUGUCUUUAUUUUGGUGCUAUUAUUUCGGCAACUGAUCCGGUUACAGUAUUGGCUAUAUUCACUGAUCUACAUGUUGAUGUUAAAUUAAAUGCAUUAGUAUUUGGUGAAGCAAUAUUCAAUGAUGUUGUAUCAAUUGUAUUGGCAAGUUUGAUUGAAAAAUUUAAAGAACAUAUAUCAUCCGGGUUUAUUUAUGCAAUAUCAAAUGCCGCAACAUAUUUUUUAAAUAUAUUUCUGUUUUCAUUAUUGGAAGGUGCAUUUUUUGGUUGUAUAACAGCAUUAGUAACAAAACAUACAAGACUUUUUGAUCAUCCACUAUUGGAAAGUACAUUAUUUUUUCUAAUGUCAUAUGCAAGUUUUCUUUUGGCUGAAGUUCUUGAAUUAUCUGGUAUUAUUUCCGUAUUGUUUUGUGGUAUUUGUCAAGCACAUUAUACAUAUAAUAAUUUAAGUCCAGAAUCAAGAACACGAACAAAACAAUUAUUUGCAAUGGCAAAUUUUAUUGCUGAAAAUUUUAUAUUUGCUUAUAUUGGUGUUUCAAUGUUUACAUUUCCACAACAUUUAUGGAAUACUGGAUUUAUAUUGACAACAUUUGUUGCUAUUAUAAUUGGACGUGCAUUAAACGUAUAUCCAUUAAGUUAUUUAAUGAAUUUUGGUGGUAGGAAUAAAAUUCCUACUGAAUUUCAACAUAUUUUAUUCUUUUCUGGUCUAAGAGGUGCAAUGGCAUUUGCAUUAGCCAUUCGAAAUACAUUAACAGCACCACGUCGUUUAAUGUUAACAGCAACAUCAAUAAUUUCAAUUGUAUCAGUUAUAUUCUGUGGUUGUACAAUACAACCAUUAUUACAUUAUUUUCAAAUAGCAACAAAUGUUGAUGAAUCACAUUCACUUGAUGAUGUCUUAGAUCAACAACAACAACAACAACCAGGAACAUCUAAUGAUCAACAACCAAAAGGUGGUUUUGAUGGUUUUCGUCGCCGUACUGAUUCAAUUUCAAGUGAUCUAAUUACACCUACUGAUGAUAUAACGAUUACAAAUCAUAAUCAAAUAUCAAUUCAAAAUCCAAAUCAUCAUCAAAAUGAAUAUGAAAAAGCAUGGCUAGUACGUAAAUGGUAUAAUUUUGAUGUUAAUUUUAUGAAACCAUUAUUAACACAUUCACGGCCAACAUUAUUGGAAACAAUGCCAAAAUUUUGUGAACCAUUAUCACGUAUAUUAACAUCAACACAACAAUUGGAGAUUAAAGAUGAUUUUACUGGUUCCGAAACCGGUAUCGAACAUCAAAAGAUGAAUAUUAUGUCAUUGAAUAAUGAAUUACAUACGGAUAAUAAUUAUUAUCGUCAUCCUCAUCAUCAACAACAACAACAACAACAAAAUCAAGAGGAUACAAAAUUAAAUCCAUUUACAAAUCGAAAAAAUUAUUUUGAUUAUAAUAAUUUACAAAAUAAUAACCGUACUAAUUAUUUUCCCGCACCAUCACCAUCAUCAUCAACAACAACAACAACAAUGAUGAAUGAUGCAAAUAUUACCGGUAGUGGUAGUUCGACUGUAGCUGAAAUCAUUCCAAAAUCAUUAAAUGUACGAAAAAAACAUUCACCAUCACCAUCAUCACAAUCAUCAUCAUCAACAUCAAAAUUAUCACCAAAAAAUGGUAAAAGUGGUCAAUUAAAUAAAUCUCAAUUACCAUCGCAAAAAACAAAUAAUCGACCAAUUUCAUCAACCGAUUCUACGGAUAAUGUUGUGGAAACAACAACAACAACAUCAAUGGCAACGAAUACGAUUGUUUUGAAUCCGGAACCAUUAUUCAAACAUCUUCAAUGAUCGAUUUCAAGUCAUUUAUCGAUAAUAACUCUUUCUCUAUAACUAAGUCAAUUUGGAAAUUAUGAAUGAGAUACCAAUCUCAAUUUUGGCAUAAUU
Dermatophagoides pteronyssinus (European house dust mite) is the source of this 2802-nucleotide messenger RNA. RefSeq names its product Na[+]/H[+] hydrogen exchanger 3 (gene Nhe3). Gene Ontology annotation, biological process: regulation of intracellular pH; sodium ion import across plasma membrane; proton transmembrane transport. Lineage: Eukaryota; Metazoa; Arthropoda; Arachnida; Sarcoptiformes; Pyroglyphidae. Gene Ontology annotation, molecular function: sodium:proton antiporter activity; potassium:proton antiporter activity. The record is from RefSeq and is a predicted model, not a curated record. Gene Ontology annotation, cellular component: plasma membrane; recycling endosome.